GUCGAGAUGACGGAACAGACGUCGAGGACUUCUUCUCCUGCAGCAGGCUCCAUUGCACAGAAUGGAGAUAGUACCGGCACAGUAACCUUUUGCUUUUGCUGCGCGAGGAAUAAAACACAACUAAGUAGAAUGUCUCGCACGGCGAGCGUGGGCUGGUUUCACGCUUUUACUGGAGGAAAGACGCCGCGCGGAGAGUUUCUUCUUGUUGCCUUUGUCAUUCCCAUCAGCGAUUGAUCAUCCAGGCAUGGUUUGCGCGAUGGAAAAAAAUCGUUGUCGGGUUGCUGCGGUGCUGCGGCAUUUGCAUAUCAGCUCCUCGCUGUUUCGGCUGCGUGCGGUGGUUGAGAUUCACCUUCUUGGUGUUCCUGCAACUCGCAGUGCAGAUCUACUUUGGUAUAACGGCGAAACGACCGAGAGUGCGCUGUUGACGCAGGCACGUAGCGAGGCUUUUCUUGCGGACCUGGAAGAUGACAGUGGACCGCUAUCUGCGGCGCCGAUUACUUCUGGACCACCGGGGCAGCCUAGCCGGGCGUCGCGUGCAGACGAAGAUUCAACAGUGAUCGUUGCUGCUCCCGUACUGCAUACUAGGCUGACGAACCAGCAGUCACACGCGCAAAAUAUUCAAGCAGCCGCGAAACUUACACAUCCCGGCACCAAAGCAAUCCAGUCGGUAUCCUUUGUCCAGCAAUCUGGCGCGGAGAAUGACGAUCAAGAGUUGGAUCGCGCACUGAUCGUCCUGAAGCAAUUCAAGCCGAUUGGAGAGGCGCCGUUAGGCAACCUGUCGCACAAGGAGCGGCUGGGUUCUCUGCUGGCGCGAGGAUUCGCUGCCGCUAAGCAGACGCUGCAAGCUCGAGGAGUGAGCACUGAGGGCCUGAGUGUGAACACUGCCGCGGCGAACCCGGUAUCCGAGCUCAUGCGGCUUGCUCGCCGCGUGGACAGCAUCAAGCAAGCCGGUGGCGCACAGGGCGAGAAGAAGAUGGCGGAGGGAUUUGCGAUCGCGGACGAGUACUUCAAUCACGCGGGUCCGGUCUUCGACGACAACGACGUGGACCGGGCGACACUUUUAGCUUUCGAAAAGCUGUCGAGGCUGUACCAGGCGCUGAAGAAGAAGCGGGCGGCGCUCGAGGGAAUGCCGCUGGAAGAAAAAUUGCCGGGAAAAGGCUUGAGCGCGGUAGCCGCCCGCCUUGCAGAUGCCACCAGGGAUGGGAACGUUCCGCGCGCCGAUUCGACGAUUCAGCAGGUAGUGACGGAUAUCGACAGUCUCGCGUUCCGGCUGCUUCGCGAGGUUAUUGUGCCACGCACUCUGCGCAUGGUGCAGGUGGCGCUGGACGACAUCGUCCCCGCGAUGGGUAUCGAGAAGACCACGUACGAGGAGAAGAUGAAAAUGGACCGCAAGGAGCUCGAGUCGCUAUUUCGGCUGCAAGGAGGCGCGGCAGCCCGGGAUACCGUUGCGCGGCUGAACCGAGACAAAACGCGGCGGAAGGAAAUCUGGACCCGGGUACGGGAGAUCGAAGAGGAGGUGGAAAGCUUGAUGCAGGAGUGCGUUCUCCAGACGAAGCAGAAGGUAGAAGACAUAUUGAACGUGAUCGACACGGAGAAGCCCGACAUUGAGCGGGUCAUUAUUGAAAAAUUCGCGACCGAAGAAGAAAAUCUGGACACGAACAAAAUGACCAUGGACAGCGUCCCAAAGUUUCUGCGUGACAAGUGCCGGGUCCUGACCGACGAGAUACAGGCGACACGCGCGGACCUGAGCAAUCUGGUGGAGGGUGCCACGAGCAGCACUGGGAAGAUCAAAGCGACCGCACCAGCAGAUCCUUCCAGCGCCGAGUCGUUCUUAGAAGAAGGGGAAGCAGGAAAAAAUGGCAGCGCGGCACUUACAAGUGUAUCACUUUCCGACGCCGAGAAAAGCGGGGAGGGUGGUUCGACAUUCAACAAUCCCGUUGAGGACCUGUCGUUUCGCGAGCGUGUGGACAAAACCAAGGAGAUGGCGUUGCGGACUGUUGAACUAAAGAGCGCAUUCAAGACAUUACAGAAGGUGAGCACGAUGAGCAGCGAUGGUGCGCUGGCCACCAUGGGGCUCGAGGAGCUGGAGAACACGAUCGUCGAAAUGACGGCCGCGCUGCGCAGAGAGAGGGAGGGGCUCAGGUCCGUGGUAGAGCAGACGCGGAGUUACGUUGCUUCCGCACAAGCAGAGCGCGACUCGUUGGUUAGCAUCAAGGCAGGACUGACGCAGCUGAGCGUGCCCAUACCCUACCAAGCGUUCCGCGAGGACGUUGUGGGCAGUUACUUUCGCUUGGCUGACUGCAGCAUGUGCGUCCUCUCCGAGAACAGAAGUCUGACACUGAACGGCUUUCCGUUUUUGUGCGAAAACCCGAGCAGGCAGGAAUUAGUUCGGGAUGGGCUCGAAAACAUUCGGUUUUUGACCCCGAGCUGGUGCCUGCUGCACUGCGCGGCGCAGUCGGAUCUGUCCCUGGACAAUGCGGUGUACCAGCAACAGAAGUUUUCCGCGAUCGCUGCCGGUCCCGCAUCUUGUGUGGAGAUGGCCACCGUGUUUUCCGACGACCAGUGUGGGCAGUACUGCGAGAUGAAGAAGCCUGGUGGCGGGGCUGCCAACGGCAUUGAUCCUCUCUCAAACGCGCCCAACCUGCGCACCAGCUUGAAGUUCGGCUCCUGCCAGGUACAAAAGGAAUACGCUGACAAUGAGGAAAAGAUUCAGAAGGAGACCGGAAACAUCUUUGGGGCGGAUGUACGGGUGCCGAUACGUUGGUACGACCGACUGAUGCAGAUGCACGCCGCCUGCAACCACUGCUACCUUCGCAACCCCUUGCUGUGCUACCCCAACGAAUGGUUCGCGUCACACAUCGUGGAUAUUUGGGUCCCGUCUUCGACUAGGCCCGUCCGGCAGCGUUACGAAGAGCAAAACGCUCCCUGAGAGGUGUUUGCUUUUUAUAUACUUUCCCGCUGCCGCUGCGUUGUCCGUUGGAAGUAUGGUUCAUUGCGGCCUGUUCGGUCUGCCGUCUACGCUCGGCAGAGACGACAAUCUUGCUGCUCGGGCUUGCUUUGUGUAUCGUCCUUAAUGCAACUAGCGAAGAUCUCCCGAUAAAAACUCAACUCACUAGAAAGGCCAUGCGGAUCUUACCUUCGCCAGCCCGAGCGUUUCUCCUCCCUUCCGCACGUUCCGCAGGCGCUAGCGAAGGCGCCACGCGCGACAGGCGCUAGCGAUCACGAAAGCGCUUGCGAUCAUGAAAGCGCUAGCGAUCAUGAAAGCGCUAGCGAUGAAGGCCCUAGCGAUGAAGGCACUAGUGAUGAAUGCGAUAGCGAAAGCGCCACGCGCGACAGGCGCAAGCGAAGGCGCUAGUGAAGGCGUUGGCAUUGGGAAGCUCCGGCAGUGCUUUAUAUAUAUUCUUACGCAAGCGGGCGGGGAAGCCAAACCGCCCGGCCCCCGCCAAAGUCCCGCUCCCCGACCCACACCCUUCUUUUGCCUCGAGAUUGCCAGUGGAGCAGACGGGGGGCCCAAACAGACCGCCGGAAGCUGGGACAGUGCGCCAGGACCGGCGGGGCAGCGCGCUCAAACCUACCACGCGGGGAAAAGCAGUGCGCCAAACAAGCCGGGCGGAGAAAUCCAAUGCGUCGGGCCCGGGCGGAGCAGUGCGCCCUUCCAGCCCUCCCGCGGGUGGAGGGCGGAACAGCGCGCCCGGGCGGACCGGAUGGGGCAGUGCGCCGUGGCCAUCAGGGACGUGCAACUAGAAGCAGUACGUGAGACCCCCGGCGGGCAUUCCCGCAGGUACUACAAAGGUGUCGCGGGAAAGACACAGAACGGGGUUGGUCAGAAGCGUGCGCGCGUGUGUCGAAGAAGGUCAUCCCUGCGGCGUACAGCGAUCCGCGUGGUGCUUGGCGCCCGAACAACAACAGCGCCCGCCCUACGACCUGACACUUCACGAAGACCAAGGGCCGGCACGUGCCUGCGCUCGUUGCGUACGGGCUUCGUCUCUGUCCGCUUUGCUUUUCCGCGCGCCGUUGUUCGGGCGGGAGAAUGUAGAACCAAGGGCAAGACCGCCAGGGUCCCGGAGCGCCCUGCAGUAUUGCUAUCCGGGCACGGGGCGGAGGGACAGCGCGCUAGGGCCGGGCGGAACAGUUUCGCAGGAUCGGGCGGGCCAGUGGCCCCAGGAUCGCACGUCUGGGGCAGCGCGCCAAAAGAAGCCGCGAAGGGGGGUGCAGAGCAGUGCGCCCCGACCGGGGGGCUCCGGCAGUGCGCCCAAGCCCCGGGGGGUGCGGUAAAGUGCGCCUGGAUUGGGUGGGGCGCAAAGUGUUCCCGAGGCCGCGCUGUUCGGGGCGGAACAUUGUUCCCGGGCCCACGGGGUGGAACACUGCGCGCGCCGAGGCCGCGGGGGGGCAGGCGAGUGGCGAGGUGCGCCAGGAUCGGUCUUGGCACGCAGGGCGCCCGGACCUACCGCGGGGACGGAGAAAUAAGGGCAGUGCACCAAGACCGGGCGCAGUGGUGCGCGGGAGCGUCUCCCGCCGCACUGCCUCACUCGGUCCUGGCGCACUGUUCCAACCAUCCCCACCGGGCCUGGCCGCGCCGCUUCACCUCCCCGCGGAUUGGGCUGGAAGUGCGCCGGGGGUUGGAUCGACCGAGACUGACGCGCGCCUGCCCAACCAAACCGAGGAACAGCGGGGCCCGGACCAGGCGGCACAGAGCCUCCAAACCAUAGAGGGGCGGGGGGCGCGCUGGGCCCGGACGGGGAACGAAGCCAAGCGCGCCAAGGCCAGGUGGGGCAGUGCGCGCGCACAAGCCGCGGGGUGAGGGGGGCGCACACGCAGCGCGCCCAGAUCACGGGAGUGCGCCGGCUGGGCCCGGGGGGGCCAGUGCGUCGGGGGCGGGCGCCCGCCCAAAUAGCUCCGGAAGCGCGUGGCGGCGCGCUGGGCCAGGUGGAUGGGGAGGCGCGCCAGAACCGCGGGGAGCCUGCAGCGCGCCAACACCACGGCGCGGCAGGGUAGUGCGCCCGGAUCAGGCGAAACAAGGCCGCGCCCGGGGCGGGGAAAAAGGUUGGCGGGGCGGCGGAACAGUGUGCCCAGCUGGAAUCGAAUCUAUCGGCAGGGAGGCAUUUCUUUCGCUCCUGUAUUGAAUUGGGCCGCCAUUGUUUUCGAUCGUGCGCGGCGGCGGCGGCGGCUCGGGCAGUUUCGUCUGUGGAUUUCUUUCGUGGGUGAAAUCGAAUGGCAAGAGAAGGAGGCCUGCAACUGUGAAAGAAAGCGCAGGCGGUUUGGCGGGGAAGUGCGAGAUCGCUGCAGAGCAAAGGGGAAGCAUUGGGCCGGUGGUGUACUCGCGGCGCGUCCGAGCGGGGGUCUUGCCUAAGGCAGUGACCAGGAAGUGGCAGCAGUGGCGUGGUUGGUAUGAACGGGGCCUAAGAACACAGAAAGUUUCAAAUUGUAUGUGGUCUCGAGCAGUUGCAGUAGUGAAAAGGGAGGGUCGGAGGCUGCAAGCAAUACAGCGCUGAUUCCACAAAGGGAACUCGGUUUCGGUUUCGUACUGUGUGCGGACUGCUCGUAGAACGAAAAAGCAGUGAGCCCGUGCGACUAGGGUUGUAACUACGUAAGCAUGAUCAUGAUCUCGCUAGUGCCGGCGUUGGAAUGAACCGAAGGCGACUGUCCUGAACUAAUUCUGCCCGUUUUGGCUGAAGCUGUGUGCUUCUGCUUUUCGCCUAUUCUGCUAGUGCAGUGCCUUUUUUCUUGGAAGAAGACAGCGCGACAGUCUGUCGCUGGUGAGGUCCUGGCGUUCUCAUGCGGGGCAAUAUCGCAGAUACGUAACCAAGGAAGUCCGUUUUCUUUUUCAAUAAUGUAAACUAGCAACGCCAGCGUCUCCUGGAA
Messenger RNA from Amoebophrya sp. A120, 5862 nucleotides. Lineage: Eukaryota; Dinophyceae; Syndiniales; Amoebophryaceae. The record is from the annotation of a GenBank genome assembly.